GCAGCUGCUUCUCCAUCCUCGGCAUCUCUUACGUGAGUGUUAUUCUGCAUAUAUGGUGUACCAAGCUCAGGAGUCUUCUUCUACAACAAUGGAAUGUAAAAGAAACCAGAUCCGUCUGCUGCAAGUGAGCCUUCUGCUGUGGAUAGGGAUUUCCGUAUCGGUAGCUCAGACUAUGACUGGAGAAACCGUUACUGCUGCACCACAAGACCUGACAGGUAGCGUACCCAUGGAAAAUUCUCCCAGGCCAGAAGAUACAGCUCAUACUAUGGCACCACCAAUGAAUGAAGCACCUUGUAACUUUUUUAACUGCAUGGGACAAAAAUGUUACGAAAACGACUCACUAUCCAAAAGUUCUGGCAAUGCCACAUGCCCGACUUACUGUGCGAUGCUUCGUCACAACAGUUCCUUUUAUGAGUCUAAGUGUGAUGAACAUUGCAAACAUCACCUGUGUAAUGAUUCAGCACAAGAAGGAUGUACUGUGCGCUGCUGUAAUUCAUCAGGAUGCUCAUCAAGUGACUCUGAUAAUGAUGGCACCCUUCAAAACAGUACAGCUAUGCCAAGCACAGUGCGUAUGAGUACGGUUGCUCCUACCACACCCACUACUACAGCAAACAUAGUAUACAGUGAUAAGAAAUGUAGAGCAUUUAAAUGUGAGGGGGCGGACUGCUUUAAGAGUCAGACUGCUGCCCAAGCCAAACUGUGUCAAGCUGGAAUAGCCCAUUGUGAGUUGCAAAAGAUGGUGAGAAACGGUGCCAUCUCUUAUGAGGCGGGAUGCAGUAAUACCUGCUCCACCAGCACGAAGUCCUGUGCUGCCAUCACUACUAGCGACUGUUUCCAGGAAUGCUGCAGUGCUACAAAUACUGGAUGCUGCAUGAAAUUAGAUGGCCAGGUGCACUUUAACACUGCUCCUCUAGUUCGGAAAGGAUCAAUCCUGAAGAUAUUCAGUAUGGCCUUCUUUGUUAUUUUCGUCUCCCGCUUCAUUUCUUCUUCGCGUGUAUAAAUGUGAAUCGUUGAUGUCCUUUGCAGAUGAACUUUCCUGAGAAUUUCUGUUUCAUUUGUUUUUCCCAGAACCUAAGGAAACACUUUUACCGAGGCAUCAUACAUAGUGUAGCAUAUACAUACUGCUGGAUUUGGCAUCUAAUCAAUAGAAAUGUACUAAUUAUACUAACCUAUGAGAAUAUGAAAAGAGAUAAUUAAAGGGGUUUUCCAGUUUGCAUCCACACCCUUUAAAAUAAUCAUUUAUGAAGGUAGCUGUAAUUUUGUAAUGUAUUUAUUUUACCUUUAUUGCUCUUAUCUUCCGUUCUGGGCUGUGGUCACAUGACCAUGUCCAUGAAGUUAUCUCUUUUUUCCUGUAAUGUUAUGUCUAUGGACAAGUCAAAGU
Molecule: messenger RNA, 1381 nt
Organism: Bufo bufo (common toad)
Lineage: Eukaryota; Metazoa; Chordata; Amphibia; Anura; Bufonidae
Exons: 10
Coding region: 53-1000 (315 amino acids)
Source: RefSeq, a predicted model, not a curated record